AUGACUUCUCCGUGUUUCGCUAUUACCGGUGGUUGUGGUUUUAUCGGUUUACGUCUCGCUCGUUAUUUGCUCGAAAUAGAUUCUUCUACUCGCGUACUUUUACUUGACAUCCGUCCUCCGUCGAACGAUGAGCAACAGUAUAUUUCAGAUUCGAAUCGUUCAGUCUAUCGCUUUUGUGAUAUGCGAUCUUAUGAUUCUGUUUAUAGUGCUCUAUCGAACGCUACAUGUGUCUUUCAUUUAGCAAGCUACGGAAUGUCAGGUAGAGAAAUGCUGAAUACUUCAAUGAUAUUCGACGUUAAUGUAGUCGGUACUGAAAAUAUGAUACAGGCAUGUCUUAAGCACGGUAUUAAAAAAAUUAUCUACUGUUCAACGUACAAUGCUGUAUAUACAGGGAAUCAGGAAUUGUUCAAUGUGACCGAAGACGAUUGUUCAUAUCCAAACGAAGAUGAAUAUUGUGAUAAUUAUAGUAGAACAAAAUCUCUUGCUGAGCAAAAGAUUUUAAAAGCUUCAUCAACGAAUCUUUAUACAGCAGCGAUACGGCCCGCAGGGAUCUAUGGUGAUGGCGAACAGCGACAUUUUCCACGUAUAUUAAAUUUAGUGCGACAAGGUCUGGCAUUUUUUGCUAUUGGUAAUAAAAAGACAUUAUGUGAUUGGGUUUAUGCUGAUAAUUUAGUUGAUGCAUUAGUUCUCGCUGAAAAAUCCCUGCCAAAACAUUCCGGCGAGGUUUAUUUUAUAUCCGAUGAUCGACCGGUGAAUAAUUUUGAAUUCAUAUCUCUACUAACCAAAGGAUUAGGCUACGAUUAUUGCUUUGCUUUUUAUAUACCAACUAUUAUUAUGUUCUAUUUUAGCUAUAUGAUUGAAAUUAUUCAUAAUAUAUGUAGCAAAUAUAUUUACAAUUUUUCACCAUUGAUGACACGUGCUGAAGUGUUAAAAGUUGGCGUUACGCAUUAUGCAAAUAUAACAAAAGCCAAAAAGAAAUUAGGCUAUCGAGUGAAAAUAGGAAAAAAAUUUUCAAUGUCAACCGACAUUGUCGAAGAACCUCUAUCGACAUCUUACGAAUUUUGCGAUGCCAAGAAUGCUAUUAUUGUUACACUUUAUGCUAAUGGAGCAUACGAAAUAAAAGAUAUUGAUAUUUCUAUCGAAACAGAUUCACUUGACGUUCGGACACCAGCAAAUGAAACAUGGAUUUUUCAAUUAUGGGAACAUAUUUAUACUGAUCAAGUUGAAAUUCGAACGCAAAUCAAUUCAGCACGAACGCAAACAUCAAUUGAAAUACGUUUAAUUAAACAGCAACCACGUAAAACUUGGCCGCAAUUAUAUAGUAAUCUUUCAAAACCAAUACUACCACAACGUGAUGAGCCAAUGAGUGAAUGUGUUGAUAUGAAUAUGAUCGAUCGGCAACAAUAUGAUUUAUCAUUGAAGAAAUUAAAACAGGAUUUUUUCGAAACAAACGAAACUUUUACGUCGGUUAUCUAUAUUAAACAAGUCUAUAAUUGUCAAGUGAAUUUUACCGAAACAAAUUUUACAGCCACUUUUCAUACGAAGGACGAAUUUUUUCUUAGAACUAAUUCAAUAUCAUCGGAUAGACACAUUCGAUUAUUUGUUCGCGUUAAAGAACGUAUUAAACCUGAGAAAUGUUCAUAUAGAUUAACGUCAGCAUCUAUCGAAUUAAAACUUUCCAAGGAUAAUCCAAAUACUAGAUGGGGCCGUCUGGAGCCAAAUGAAUAUUCAGAAUCUCGUCCAAUUAUACAACAAAUCUCACCGAUUACACCACCAUCGUCACCAACUUCGAAUUCAUCAACCACUAUUAACUCCACGGUGCUUAAUUCAAAUAAAGCUAUUCCAUUACCACCUCCGCUUCCUCCUUCAUCAUUGGAUCGACAGACAGAGAAAUAUCCUACAUCAUCAGCAUUUACAUCAUCAAUUCAACAGAAAGACACUACAUUGACGUCAACUGUUUCUUCUUUAUCAUCAACAAUUGGUUUUACUGGAAUCUAUAAUCCAGCAAAUUCAUGUUUUAUGAACGCUGCUAUUCAAUGUUUAUCGAAUACACGAGAAUUACGAGAUUAUUUUCUUCAAUCGUAUCAUUUGUCUGAACUAAAUCGGACGAAUCCACUUGGUAUGAAAGGUGCUAUUGCUGAAGAAUUCGGUGACUUGAUUAAAAACUUAUGGAGUGGGAAAUAUAAUUGGACAAACGCACAAAAAUUACGAAAUUAUGCUGCUAAGAGACACCAAGAAUUUGUUGGGAACGGUCAACAUGACGCCCAAGAAUUAUUAACAAUUCUAUUGGAUGCUGUUCACGAAGAUCUUAAUCGAGUAAUAACUAAACCUCAAGUACCGCCAAUAGAAGAUCAAGGUCGACCUGAUCAUGUUGUUGCUGAUGAAUAUUGGCGUGGUUAUUUAAGGCGAAAUGAUUCUAUUAUUGUACAACUAUUUACGGGUCAAUUUAAAUCAAAAACAAAAUGUCCGCAAUGCCAUAAAGAAUCCGUAACAUUCGACCCAUUUACAACACUUUCUGUACCAUUACCAAAACGAACAGCUGUGGAUACAAUUGUUACAUAUAGAAAUGAACAAAAACCGCCGAUCAAAUAUCGCAUUGUUAUGUCAGCCGAUGGAUUAAUUAGCGAGUUAAAGCGUAAUUUAUCGAAUAAAUGCGGUUUACCAACAAAUAAAAUGAUAGCGUAUAGAAUUCGAAACAAUCGUGUUGUAGAUCACCUUAAAGAUGACGAUCGACUUACAUCUACGGGCUAUUCAUGGAAUAAUAAUGAUAUUAUUUAUAUAACGGAAACAUUAACAAGUGCUGAAUGUAAUAAUGAGCCGAUUGUUCACUUGACCUUUAUUCAACGUAUAUUUAAAUUACAUGAAUAUGUUUUACCAUGUGGCUAUUGUCAAGCAUCACCGAAUCCUCAUAGUUCAUCGAAAUUCUGUAAUAAUUGUUAUCAAAUAUCGUAUUGUGACGAGACGUGCCAUAAGCUUCACGCGCAAGAACAUAAAAAUUAUUGCGGAUUUCGGUCAUCAGAAAAUUAUGAAAUAAUUGGACUUCCAUUUGUGAUUUCAUUACCAGAAUCGAAUUUAACAUGUAAGAGUGUCUUUGAACAGAUUAGUAUUUAUGCUAAACGAAGCGUAGAUAUUCAUAUAGAACGUUCAAACGGUGUCCGACGGUCGUUGACAUCGAAUGACGAUUAUGAUCGUGUAAAUAGCGAUUUAGACAAUGAUGACAGAAACGAAGAUGAAGAUACCUUUAGUGACAUUGAAAAUGUUGAUUGGCCAACAAUAAAAAAUACUCUCUCGUCGUCGGACUCGUGGUCUAUAUGUCGUCUGGGUGAUUAUUUUGUUAAAAAAACUAAAAAUAAGCGCCGUCAUCAAUACGAACAACAAAAUCGUAAAGAAAAAAUGAUUAAAAAUAAUAACGACGCUGAAAUAACGAGAUCGAACAGUGAUAGCAACAGUAGCACAGAAGAAUUUGAUAUGCUCGAUGAUAUAUAUAGAAAUAAACCAUUAUUUCGUUUAAUGCCACAAACCUCAAAUACUACAAUGCAGCCAGCUGAAUCAAUCGUUGAACCAGGCGAUGAUGCCGAUAAAAUUCUACGUCGCUAUACAACAUUUUCCAUUGAUUGGUUUACCGAUAAUAAACCUGAAGCACCAUUACGUGUUAUACCAUCGAAGCAUCGUAACGGUAUAAACGGUCUUAUUGACGACGACAGUGUUUUUAACGCAUCUUCUGGUGAUCAAGAAAUAACACUUCAACAAUGUCUUCAAAUGUUCAUUGAACCUGAAGUUUUGGGUCCUGAUGAUAAAUGGUAUUGUCCGUACUGUAAAGAACAUAUGCAAGCUGAAAAGAUCAUGUCAGUUUGGCGUCUACCACCAAUACUUAUCAUACAUCUGAAACGAUUUAAGUAUUUUCAUGGUGCAUCAUAUGGCUAUUUUUCUGAUUCAAGAGUUAAAAUCGAUACCAAUGUUAAAUAUCCAGUACAUGAUCUUGACAUGGCUCCGUAUUGUUCAUCGAAAGAAAAUUCAUUGCAAGCUCGUUAUGAUUUAUUUAGUAUUGUGAAUCAUCGUGGCAGUGCAUGGUUUGGACACUAUACAUCUUAUGCAAGACUUUUGUCUUAUAACGAUUCAGCUAAGACUGAAAUUGGUUGGAGAAAUUUCGACGAUGAACGCGUAUCAUCAUUAUCAUAUGAGAAAGAACUGGUUCGACCUGAUGCUUACGUUCUUUUUUAUCGCCAUCGUAAUUUACCACUUAAUCUUACUAUCAAUGAACAAACGGCAUCGCCAAUGUCGAUGGAUAUGUAUGAAGAUACAGUAACAAUGGAAUCCUCGUCAAUGAAGGAUGUACGCGAUUUUUUACAAUAG
Molecule: messenger RNA, 4353 nt
Organism: Rotaria socialis
Lineage: Eukaryota; Metazoa; Rotifera; Eurotatoria; Philodinida; Philodinidae
Source: the annotation of a GenBank genome assembly